Benincasa hispida (wax gourd) is the source of this 1410-nucleotide messenger RNA. Its product is annotated as ubiquitin fusion degradation protein 1 B. Gene Ontology annotation, biological process: ubiquitin-dependent protein catabolic process; ERAD pathway. Gene Ontology annotation, cellular component: VCP-NPL4-UFD1 AAA ATPase complex. NCBI's taxonomy places the organism in Eukaryota, Viridiplantae, Streptophyta, Magnoliopsida, Cucurbitales, Cucurbitaceae. The record is from RefSeq and is a predicted model, not a curated record. Gene Ontology annotation, molecular function: polyubiquitin modification-dependent protein binding.
UAGAAAAUAGUGAAGAAUAAUGAGAAAAACAAAUCUCAGCCAUUUUGAUGGAUAUGGGCUUGGUUCCUCUCUUCUUCAAUUCUCUCGUCUGAGUUUCCUCAAGUCGGUCAGAGCUUCUCUCUCAUUUCCGCCAUUAAAGGUUCAGGUUUUGGGGUGAUACUCUGCAAGGUUCUACACUAUGUUCUUCGAUGGGUAUGGAUAUCAUGGGACUUCAUUUGAGCAAACUUAUCGGUGCUAUCCUGCAUCUUUUAUUGAAAAGCCACAACUUGAAACUGGUGACAAAAUCAUAAUGCCACCAUCAGCCCUUGAUCGCCUUGCAUCUUUACAUAUCGAUUAUCCAAUGUUGUUUGAACUUCGGAAUGAUGUUACUGAACGACUUUCCCACUGUGGUGUCCUCGAGUUCAUUGCUGAAGAGGGAAUGAUCUAUAUGCCUUAUUGGAUGAUGGAGAAUAUGCUUUUACAGGAGGGAGACGUUGUGAGAGUGAAGAAUGUUACACUACCGAAGGGAACUUAUGUUAAAUUACAACCUCACACAAAGGACUUCUUGGAUAUAUCCAAUCCAAAAGCCAUCUUGGAGACGACUUUGAGAAAUUUUUCAUGCCUGACAACCGGAGACAGUAUCAUGGUGGCAUAUAACAACAAGAAAUAUUACAUCGAUAUAAUUGAAACGAAGCCUUCAAAUGCAAUAAGUAUAAUUGAGACUGACUGUGAAGUGGACUUCGCGCCCCCUUUGGAUUACAAGGAACCUGAAAAGCCAGUUCCAUCCCUUCCUACAGGCAAGGCUCCAGUCCAAGAUGAGGAACCCCCUUCAGAAGCUGAACCAAAAUUCAAUCCCUUCACUGGAGUUGGGAGGCGUUUGGAUGGGAAACCAUCUAAGCAACAGCCACCACUAUCUUCAGCUUCAUUAUCCAAGGACAAGCAAGUUGAUACAAGAACUGUUAGCGGCCAGCCUUCUGCUGGGUCUAGCUCUCAGAAUGCUAACAGGAGGCAGUCCGAAGGAAAGCUUGUUUUUGGAGGAAAUGCGAGCCGAACUCCGAAGGAAACUAAGAAGGAAUCUAAAGACGGUGAGCAAGAGCAACCCAAAGAGAAAGAAGAGCUGAAGUUUCAGCCUUUUGCUGGAAAGAAGUAUUCAUUGAGAGGUUAAUUAGAUGAACAAAGUAUUGUUUACAUCAAAACUAUUUUAUCCUGUUUCAUCUAUGUGCUUUUGUGAUAGCAACAGUUUUAUAAAUGAAAUUUAGCACAAAAGUUUCAUUUACGUAUAAAAAAAUUGUACAUUGGGAAAAAUCAUGAGUCACUGCUUUCAAGUUUCAAUAUCAGUUAGAUUAUACUUCUCCUUAUUCCCUGCUAUCUGUACCAACAGACAUUUAAACUUUGAAUUCUUGAAAGAAAGUAUUUUGUGUUUGUGGCUGA